GAUGGUUUGAAUCUUGAAAAGAGGCGCUAAUCCAAAAGCCGGUGGCCUCUGGACAGUGGUAUCCUUGCCCUUGUGUCCUUCUUCUAUUGAGACCAUUGUUAUUCAUAAAGUGUUCCAACGACAUCUGCGUUCUGCUUUUCACUCAUAUUUUGUCCCGGAGUACUUGAUAUAUCAUUGUCUCUGCUGUCUGUUAAUAAAGAUAUAUAUUAUAACAAGUAAAUUUCACUUGAUUUGAAUGUUGGUAUUCGUGAAAUGAUGAACUGUCGACAUUCCUUUAAAAUUCGUUGCGCACAUUGGUUAUUAGCUCGAAUCAGUUUGUUCCAAUCAAUAUGCUUAUUGUUAUGGUUAGGCGAACGUGCUUACCAUGAAAUAGAACCACCUAUACACCCAUGGGCAGUAUAUACAUAUAUUGGCAUAGGUCUCGUAGCAUCAACGGGGAUUACAAGUCGUUUUUUAACGCGUUUAUCAUUGGCUAGUAUCCUUCUGAGUCAAAUCUACAUAGCCUAUAUAUUUGGUGUAGAAAAGCGUCUAGGCUACUCAAGGUGUUUACGUGCUCGUGUUGGCUUAAGAUGUCUUGCUACUAUUGGGAUUUAUUUUCGUUUAUUAGGCGUAAAUAUGUAUGAAAAUGUCAAUAGUACUACUAUUAAUACGACUACUGAUCAUAAUAAUAAUACUAACAAUCAUUCUAGUAGUUCGUUGACUUCUCAACUAUCUAAACCGUAUAGUAAUGUGUAUGCUUUUGGUUUAGGCAUUAUGUCUGUGUCAAUUAGUAUACUGGGUAUCUUUUGUAUCCCUGUAGAAUUGUUCCAGUUGGAUGAAGAUAUCCAAUUGACAGAAAUUAAUUCCCUAUGGCCAUUAUUAGCAGACAGUUAUGGUUGUCUGAAGGUGUUUAGUCUUGUUCUUGGUUUAUGUAUGUUAACGGCUGGUUUCAUAUAUUCUAUUCCUGUGAUUAUACAUGAUCAACUCGUCAUCAUCAAUAAUAGUAAUAAUCCUAAUCAUAAAACCUUUUCAUAUGACAGUUUUUUAUUUCGUCUGGCUGAUUAUCUAGUUGUCUUUUGUUUUGUAAUACUUUCAUUACUUCGUGAUUGUAAUUUCAGUUAUUGGCGCGUUAAAGGUUGUGAAUUUUGGUUAGAAAUACGUGUCCUGUUAGAGAAUGUCACUGUCUUACUAGGUAUUUUUGUUAUUAAACAUUUGACUACUAUUAAUCGAAUCAGUAGUAUGAAAAGUGGAAACAAAUCGUGGAAAACUGCAGGAAAGAAUUGUAAGUCGACUAUUAGAAAUGAAAAAGCGAAUGCAAAGAAGGAUUGAUUCAUUAAUUGAUCUAUUCUUUAGUUUGUCUUUCCUACUCACCGUUUCUUCUACUUUGUAUCUGUAAUAUCUUUUUUUUCUACUUGUCGACUGCUUUGUAAAUUACUGGGAAGAUACUUUGUAAUGCAUUUAUUGUAAUAUUUGAUAUUUGGAUGAAUAAAGUGUAAUUACUUGGAGUCUGGUGAUUUCAAUCUCAUACACUUCUCGUGUACUUAAAGUUUGUAAUUUUUGCAGUUAUUAAUGCCCAAUGUGAACAAAACACUUAAUUAACCGAGAAGUCUU
Messenger RNA from Trichobilharzia szidati, 1590 nucleotides. NCBI's taxonomy places the organism in Eukaryota, Metazoa, Platyhelminthes, Trematoda, Strigeidida, Schistosomatidae. The record is from the annotation of a GenBank genome assembly.